Molecule: messenger RNA, 6672 nt
Organism: Stomoxys calcitrans (stable fly)
Lineage: Eukaryota; Metazoa; Arthropoda; Insecta; Diptera; Muscidae
Exons: 10
Coding region: 260-6157 (1965 amino acids)
Cellular component (GO): cell surface
Molecular function (GO): heparin binding
Source: RefSeq, a predicted model, not a curated record
GGGUAUUAAAGAUUAGCUCUGGCCGAAUUAUAUGUUUAUUAUAAAAUGUACUAAGUUUUGUAGUUUAGAGUGGUAUUGCUCGAAUCGAAACAGUGUUGAGAGUACUGUGUAAUGCAACCCUGAUCUAUGUCGUACCUGCUAACGAUCACCCACCCACCUUUUCAGAGGUUAAACAAAGACGGCACAUUAAUAAAAUAGAAAGAGGAGAGAUUUUACAUACCGUCGGAACAUAUGAUUUGGAAACAUUUUCUCCUUAAAGAUGAUCAUAAUUAAAUGUAUUUUAAUUAUUUUGAUCAUUCCAAUUAAUCAUGCUGAUAUUGUACAACAACAACUCAAUCCCUUUACACCGGUCUGGCAGCCACCACCUCCACCUCCUUGCCCAGACGAAUUGCCUUUGCCUCAUCUCCCUCAACUUCAAAUGAGACAUAUAUCUCCACCACAGUACGAUGUCGUGGGAAUUGCUAAACCAUUGAGAAAUUCCACUGAUAUCAAUUUUAUGUUGCCUUUUCUGGAUAUCGAUAUUCAGAUUGAACGCAGUAUACAUGUUAUGCAAAACAGCAAUGAGGGGCAAAGGGAAAUAUUUAUUCUACAUGGUCAUGAAUUGUUUCAGAUGUUCCUAGGGCACAAAGAGAAACGUCUAAGUCUAAUGGCCUAUUUGGAGGGAAGUGUAAAAAUCAUGGAACCAUUAACGGCAGAGAUAAUAUCCCAAAAAGGCCAUUACUUGUUGGUGGUCGCCUUGGACGAGUUUCUGGAGGUAUAUACUAUACGUAGAGAUAUUCUUGAAAAUCGUGCUGAAAUUUUAAAAGAUCCAAGUCGUUAUGUGGGUCCUGCACCUAGAUUUCAACCAUUGCAGCAAAUAACCCUACAUGGAAAAUUGCAAAAAUUAAUACUUACUUCUGUUCCAAAUGAAGGCAUUAUGAUCAUAACUGGAGUAAACUUUUCAAAAGUGCAUGGAAAAAUUAGAACUUUUAAAUGGUCAAAUAAACGCUUCGAUCCCUUGGAAGAAUUGACUUUACCAGCCUUAAGUGUUGUUACACUCAUGGGUUCUGGAAGCAAGCGAUUUCUAAUCACUGGAAAAGUUAUCAAACCUCAAGCUAAAACAAUUUUGAGUAUUUACGAAAUUGAACAAAGUACUCUGCAUCUUAGAAAUAAACAAACUCUUACCGUCGAUUCUCUGCUAGUGCAUUGUCUAACCUUCCAAAAGAGCAAUCUAAUAGUGGCAUGUUCCAGCAAACAAACCAAUUGCAAAUCAUAUCUUCAAUCAUCAGAUGGCAAUUUUGUGGUCUAUAAACAGCGUGCUGCCAAGGAAUUUCUUUUUGAUCAUCUGAAUGCCAAUACACAAUUUAUAAUGGCUUCACAACAGAAUAGAGUCAUGAUAUUUCCUGAUCACAAUUUGGAUAGUUAUGGCAGUUUCGUUUCAGAUAUACCCAGUAUUUCUGCCAUUAUGAGUCACAAUGGUUUGGCUGGGGAAAAUUAUGCAUUGAUGUUCUUUAAAACUCCUUACAGACUUCUAAUACGAGUAGUUGAAAUCGAAUUGGGUACGAAAUAUAGAAAAACCAGGGCAACUGAUGAUGAAGAUUCAUCACUUCUCACACAACAUAAACAGUUGUUAGUGCUAAUGGCCGAGCAAUUGCGAGAAUUUCUGCCCCGUCGUCGUCAAACUCUUCUGGAACAAAUAUUUAAUCCUCAGCCACAGCGACAGACUGAACCCAAUGUUUUAAGACGAAUGGGUGAACUGCUAUUGCCCCAAAAUACGGAUGGGGAAACACAAGAUGAAGUUACUAAUUUGUUCCAUCGAAUGGUAGAUGUUAUAGAACCCGAACCAGACGAAAGAGAUACUUCAAUUGCCAUAAAUCGUGUAUUAAACAGAAUGCUAGACGUCGUCCAACCGCAAGAAAGGCAAGAGGAAACCAAUCUUUUCUCCCUAAGUACUCUGGAGAGCGUGUUCAGUAACAUUGCCAAUGUUAUGACUAGUAAUCAAAAGCGUGAAGUGAAUUCAGACUCUCCGGUGAAUCUGGCUGCUGGAAAAGUGGGUAAAAUUAAGAUAUUAAAUAAAUCCUUGAGAAGUCCCAUGCAAAUAUUAGCCAAAAUCACAGAGCUGAGGGAAAAAUUCUCGGCCAUGCAAAGGGAAAAGCGUUCCCUUAGUGGUAUGCCCCAAGUCAUUAUGAAUCCCAUGAAGCAUAUUAAAGCUCGCAAGCUUAGAGUGAAAAAUUUGAUUUAUUCCGGUGAUAUUAUAGAAGGGCUUUCUUUGGACUCCUCAAAGGCUACACUUACGGCCAAAAGAAAGAUAAAAACCCAAAUUCUCAAUGCUACCGAAAUUGUCUUGCCCUCUAUCAAUCGAACAACUCGUCAAUUUAUUCCUGAUCUUUAUUAUGGCCUUACUCCUUCCAUACGCUCCAAACAUUUAAAUGUGGCUUCGGUGAAUGGUUUCCCAUGGUCUAAGUUCUACGAGUCGGUGUUUUUAAAAAAUCGCGAUACCUCUAUUAGUGGCCGUCUGGUUUUUCAAAAUCAAUUGAAUGUAGACCAUUUGAAAGUUGAGUUUCUCAAUCAUGUCGAGGUUGAUAAACUUUUCAAUUUGCGUACACCUCAGGUGGUUGAUUCGCAAUUGCUUAUAUCGAGAUUUUUUGUACAUAAUCUUCAGGCGGAGACUGUGAAUGGUUUAAAAUUCGAAGAGGACGUUGUGUUUAGUGGACGGGAGGCGUUUGUUGAAACACCUGUUACCAUGCAUUACUUGAGCAUUGCCGGCGAUUUAAUAGUGGCCGAUAAAAAAAUCGAACGUUUCUCUCCAACUCUUGAUGAACUAGAAUUCAAACAGUUCUACACUAAUAAAGUUGUAAUCAAUGGAACAUUGGUGCUAAACAAUGUGAGGCGGGAUAGAGAGAAUACAACCAAAAUCGAAAUUGAUGGUGAGGUGUUUCAGGAACAGGCCAUUAAGGAGAAAUAUUUGUUAAAGAGUCAUGAACAGCACUUCCCUUUUCCGGUAAUAUUUGACAAUGGAAAAAUUACGGCUCCUAGCUUGAAAACACAGUAUCUGAAUGAACAUCCCACAAACGAGCAUAUGUUAAUUAAUAGCAUUAACAGUUCAAAGCCUUUAUUGAUUGUGUUUAUGAAAUCCCAAGUAGAUGGGGACAUUAUAUGCCGGGAUUACAAAUCCAAAAUUGCCGAAAUUCAAGAAAAUAUUAUAAGACCUGGCGAAAAGGCUAUAAUCACGGGUAAAAAACGAUUUGAAGCUCCUUUGGCAAUAGAAAAUUUGCAAGCCACAACAUUGAAUGAUCUAAAGGUCAGUGAUUUAGUCUUCAAACUAGAGUUGGAAGCUCCCAUAAUAAUUAGAGAUUCAAAGAGAUUCGAAAAAAUUAUAGUAAGAAAUCCCUGCUUUGUGGAAGUUGGCAUUGAUGCUAUGUUUCUGAACAAAUUGCCUUUGGAAGAUCUAUUGAAUUAUGACUAUCACAUGGACUCUAUUGAUGUGCACCACCCUUUGUUGGCUUCCAAUGUGGUUUUUCAUAAAAUCAAUGGCAUACCUUUUGAUGAGUUUUUCACCAAGCUAAAUAUAAAAGAUGACCAUUUGAUAUUGCGCAAGGAUUUGAUAGUGGAGGGCAAUGUUUUAUUUGCUGAACCCUUGGAGUUGCAGUAUAUAAAUGAUCUUGACUGGAAUAUAUAUGUAACAGGUUUAGCACGAAACAAUGAAGAUGCUGUGAUUGAGGGAAAUGUUUGUUUCUAUGGAGAUGUUAGGAUUACCGACACAUUGCAGGCUGUUGAGGUUAAUAAUUACAACUUACAGGAUAUUUUAAAUAAUAUUCUCUUAAAGAGUAAGCCCCAGCUUAUCACAGGUCAAUAUACGUUUGAUAAUUUUGAAGUUACAAAUCUGGAUGUGUUAUCGAUUAACGAUAGGACAUUGGAUGAUUUUGUGGAUGUAUCAAAAAAUUAUACAGAAUUUCGAGGGGAUAUAAUUGCAUCCAAACUGCUUGUAAAGGGGAGUGUCGAAGGCAGUUUAAACGAGCCCAUAGACUUUGCUGCCAUAACGAAGGACGUGCAAGAACUAACGAAAAAACCCUGGAGAAAUCUUAGGGUACUGCAUAAUGUCUCUUGGACCAGUGGUCGUAAAUGGAUGAAUACACAACAAGAGCUUUUGAAAUAUUUGUACAAAUAUGCUGUAAAAUCCAAGGGAAAUCAAGUGAUUAGUGGCAAUGUUAGACUUGUGAGGCCAUUAAUAAAAAACAUAAACACGAGAUUCCAAUUUCCAGCAAAUUUAGAUUUUUCCCUGAUUGAAAAGGAUGCUGUUAAGAAGAAUCAUACAUCAAGGCAGAUAAUAAAAGGUUUCAAAGAUUUUCAACAACCUGCAUAUGUGGAGGAAAUGGAAACUAGAAAGGAUUUAAAGACCAAAACCAUAAAUAAUAUAGAUGUAUUACUAUUCAACAGCUCGCUAUAUCGUUUGUCCAGCAAAGCACCAUUACAAGGCCCCUUGAAGUUCCUGCAGCCCUUACAAAUUGGUCAUAUAUCCUUAAAAGGCUUGCUGAAUGGUUUAAAUACCUCAAUGAUAUAUCAAAUAGGCAAUAAUUCUUCUCUACCUGCAGUUGUGGUAAGCCAGCUAUUUAUCGAUAACAAUGUUGAGGUGAAAAAGAUCAAUCAUAUGGAUAUGGAAUAUUUUCUGGAUAAUCGUGUUACCUUGAAUGGACCACCCUUGGAGAUAUUUGGCCAUUUAACUUUUGAAAAUGUCAUUAUAGAAAAUGCCGUCUUAGUGCAGAACAUUAAUCACAUACCAGUCGAUAAUAUGGUCUUCAAGCACAGUCCUCAUUUGCAGACUAUUACAGGCCAUAAAACUAUAUCGGGUCAAUUGGAGUUGUUUGGCCCAGCCCAUGUUAUGCGCCUCAACAAUAAAGAGCUCAUGGAAACAUAUCGCAAUACUCUUGUCAGCCAUAGAAAUUAUCAAUUCGAUAAUUUAAUAGUUGAGAUGGCUACCUUCGAAAAGGGCUUAAAUAUUCUCAAUUCCAACAUGCAGCUAAGGUCAUUUGAGGGAAUUGAGCAACACGAGGCAAAGGAUCAUUUCAAAGAGUUCUUGAAUACCAUCAACGAUAAACUUAAAACAAAUAUGGGAACUAUCUUCUAUUUGGAUUACGAUACGCAAACAAAAAUAAAAUGGCAAAAUUCUAGUAAUGUUGCAGUUGACAAAAUUGCCUUAAGCGAAUUAGCCCGCAAAUCACUUUGUGAAAAACAAUAUAUAAAAAUUUCCUAUUCAUUAGAAAAUCACGAAAUGUUUUUGGAAAAUAUCACCUCUAAUCGUAUAUCAGCAUUCUUCGAUAAUGUUACUGUUAAAGCGGAAAACUAUUGCAAGUUGAAGCAACGCAAAGUUCGUUCGAAAAUUUCUAUUAACACUGCCAAGGUUUUAAAAGUUUUUGGUAUGAAACGUUUUGUGGAGACUAUUUACAUAGUAUCAGUGAAGGGUCAACAAUAUGUUUUAUUACAUGCCUUAGAUUUACCCAGCCUAAAGCGAAAUGAGGUGCGUGUCUUUAGAAUCGAUAACCGCAAUAACACCAUAGAGGAAUGGCAAGGCCUAACACAGAACAUAGGGGAAAAGUUAAAAGUUUUUCAAACUCCUUCGCUUACCACUUUUGUUACCAAUGGCUUGGUUGAGCAUCAUCCAGCUCUUAGCAUAUAUCGUUUUGAAGAAAGCCUUCAGAAAUUUAAGUUUCUUCAAAUAAUCGAAGGAUUUUACGAUAUAAUAGAAAUGGUGUCUUUGCACAAUGGAAGCUAUGAACAGCUUGUCAUCAGUUGUCACAAGUGUCAGAAAAUAUUUAUCUAUGAUUAUAACUCAGAAGAAGAAAUGCAAUCACCAUCAUCCACUUAUGAAAUAUAUCAAAUAUUAUCAUUUAACUUUAAUAUCGAUAAAGUAUUUAUGUUUUCGGUACAAGAAGAUCAAUAUAUGAUGGUCAUAUCGCAUAAAGAAACCUCAUAUUUUAAUCUUUACAAAUAUACCUACAUUGGUGGAUGGAAAUCUGUAACUCAUGGAUAUUAUCCCAAUCUUCAUAUGUCUAUUCCCCUAUCUCAAACUUGGGAUGGUAAUCAAUCAUUUGAAUUAUCUGAUAAUUCUGAUAGCAUAGGUCUUAUGAUUCUUUGCAAUAUAGAUAAUUGCCAUUUAAUUAAUGCCGUUGUACAAAACUAGAAGGUGGUUUUGAGUUUCUGGUUAAACCCAUGCAAUCGUUGUUUAUUAUAAUCUUGUUUUAAUUAUUACAUUUUCUUUAUGUUUAAGUAUUAAUGAAAUAUUGUUUAAUACUCAAAAAAUUGUAAAUAUCGUCAACAUACUGCCUUAGUCAAUCAAGUUGUUGAAAGUUCACUCCUGGUUGCAAGUUGAAGUAUAAAGUUAUUGUUAAGCAAAAACUAAACUUUUACAUGGCUACAACUUUGUAGAAGUUGGAGCUCAGCCUUAAUAUCGUCAUAACUUUCUUCAGAGAUUUUCACUGACAACAUUUAUUAAAUAAAAUAUCCUAUAUUUUAUUACAAACUCCACAGUUCUUACAAAAGAUUAGCUACACAAUGACGGUAUAGCGAGGAUUUCUUUGUUUUAUGUUAUUUUAUUGUUAAAUUGUUAUAACCUUAAGUUAAAAUGUAAUUGUAUUUAUUUCAUGUACAUAUUUCUAAUUAUAAAUAAAACUUGUUAAUAUUUAAAGUUUUUGUAUA